AUGCUAUUAAAAAAAUAUGUGAAUCCAUAAUAUUAUGAAAAUUUGAGAAGGUUUAAAUACAGUGGACAGAAUCUUUCAAUUUUAUAUAAUUGGUUUCUUGGAGAUAUGGCAUAAUGGGUGGUAAAGAUACUAUUAAUACAUUUUAGGUUGAUUAAUUACCUAAAACAGUUGCCCCAAAUCUUAUAACAAUAGCAGGAUUCUGUAAUUUAUUAACUGCAUUUGCUUUGAUAUUCAUUUUGAAUCCUAUGUUUGAUCAAGAUCUACCAUAAUGGGCAAGUUUAUAUAUAGCCUGGUCAAUAUUUGUAUAUCAAACAUUAGAUAAUGCAGAUGGUAAACAAGCAAGAAGAACAAAAUAAUCAACUGCAUUGGGAAUGUUAAUGGAUCAUGGUAGUGAUUGUACUGCUACUUGGAUUGCUGGAUUAUUAUAUAUAAAUGCUUUUAAAAUUACAUUUACUCCAUUCAAUAUGUUAACUGCAAUAGGAGUAAGUUUCUUAGGAUUUUAUUUUGGUGUUUAUUGUCAAUAACAUACAGGAGUAUUUUAAUUAGGUGUAAUUAAUGGAGUUGAUGAAGGAUUGCCAACAUUAUAAUUUUUUUUUGUAUUAACUGCAAUCAUGUCAUCAUAAUUUUGGCUUAAUGAAAUUUAACUUACAAAUUCAUUUUCAAUUCAAUAUAAUACAGUUUUACUUGCACUUACCAUUAGUGGAUGUAUUGUAACUAUAAUUUAAUUUUGUUAUCCUGUAUUCAAGAAGAUGAAUUGGAAUAUUUUGACUAUUCUAAAAAGUCUAUCAUUACCUAUUACCUUAAUGAUAACAUUCAUUAGUUUAACAUAUUUAUCACCAACUAAUGUUUUAUCAAAAUGGUUCCACAUUUAUGUUUUGACUAUUGGAUUAUAAUGGUCAAAGAUGAUUAAUUUAUGGUAAUUAGCAAUCAUUACUAAAGAAGUAAUUAUAAUUAAUAAAAUAUAUAGAAUUUCAGUUAAUUUUCAUUCACUUGGGCUAUGACUUUAGGAUCAAUUAUGUUGAAUUUGAUGAGCUAAUUUUAUACUCAUGAUGGUCUUUGUUAUAUUGAUGAGGUCAAAUUGAUCUUUGCCUUAUUAGUAUUCUCAGUUUUAUCAUAUCUACAUUGUGUAACAAGUAUAGUGUAUUAAUUAUGUGAUAUUCUUGACAUAUACGCAUUCAGUAUCAAAUACCCAUAAUGA
This is a messenger RNA of Paramecium pentaurelia, 1198 nucleotides long. The record is from the annotation of a GenBank genome assembly. NCBI's taxonomy places the organism in Eukaryota, Ciliophora, Oligohymenophorea, Peniculida, Parameciidae.